This is a messenger RNA of Phytophthora infestans T30-4, 498 nucleotides long. RefSeq names its product secreted RxLR effector peptide protein, putative. The transcript has a single exon. The record is from RefSeq and is a predicted model, not a curated record. The coding region runs from base 1 to 498 and encodes 165 amino acids. Lineage: Eukaryota; Oomycota; Peronosporomycetes; Peronosporales; Peronosporaceae.
AUGCAUAUCAUGUAUCUGACAGCCGUAGCUUUCACCGUCUCCAUCCUAUCAUCUGAUGCUUCAGCUGCGAAAGAUCUCCGAGGUAGGGCUGGCUUUCAUCCGCCGAAACAGAACUCAAGCACCAAGCUUUUGCGCUAUACUGAUGCUGUUGAUAUCGUCGACGAGGAGAGAGCGCCGAUCUUGGAACACUUUAAGACGCUGUUCAAGUCCUCAAAGGUAACUCCAGAAAGGCUUCAGCAUUGGCUAGACACGGGAUUACCUGCGGAAACAGUGUUCAGGAACAUGAAACUUGACAGAGAAAACGCCUUCUCUCUGUUUCACGACCCCAAGUUUGCUAAGUGGGUCCAGUAUGCUGACGACUUGAGUGCCAAGUCAUCUCAUAAACAAGAUUCAGCUAUCUCCACCCUGGCAACAAAAUUCGACGACGAAGCUCUUUAUGAGAUGAUUCAAGCAGCAAAAGACUAUCCAAACUUGAGAGAGCUUGCCUUACGACUCUAA